Molecule: messenger RNA, 633 nt
Organism: Symbiodinium natans
Lineage: Eukaryota; Dinophyceae; Suessiales; Symbiodiniaceae
Source: the annotation of a GenBank genome assembly
AUGGCGGACGAAACCCUGACGGCCGUCCAGCAGUUGCGAGCGGCCAUUGAAGAACAAGCCCUUGACAUUCAACGACUCCUUGCAAGACACACGCAGCUGGAACAGCAGCUGCAAGGCUUGGAAGGACGCGUGGUGCCCGAGGCUGAGGCCCCUGAAAUCGCAGGACGUUCUAUCAAUGGCCGGCCUUCUCUGGAUUCUGUGAAGUCUGCUACUCCUGCAAACGCAGGGGCAACGGCACCAGUAGCCGAGCCGCUGUCCAAGAGGUUGGCCAAAGCUAUGCCCCAGCUCAGGGAGAGUCCGUCCGGGCAGUCGCAUCCGAAGCAAGGCAGGGAUGUCUGCGUCGACGCAAUCGACUUGCUAGACGACGUGGUUGAAGAGGAGGGCAUUGAGCAGGAAGAGCAGGAGGAGGAGAUGGAGCCACAGGUGGAGAUGGAGCCACAGCUCGGCCCUUCCAUCACCUUUGCAGCCACUUUUCGCUCUUGGGAUUCCCUGGCAUCACUGCUGCAAGCGGCACCUUGCUUGCGAUGGGAUCUGCACGGGUUCCACGAUUCCACGGCUUGCCCUGAGCUCAGGCCGGCUUCCGCACGGCCGUGGCCACCGCCUUCACUUGCUCGGAGCUGUCGCGGGGAGUGA